Messenger RNA from Nerophis lumbriciformis (worm pipefish), 564 nucleotides. The record is from RefSeq and is a predicted model, not a curated record. Lineage: Eukaryota; Metazoa; Chordata; Actinopteri; Syngnathiformes; Syngnathidae.
AUGAUAGCGCUCAUCAACAAACUGCUGGACUGGUUCAAGGCGCUCUUCUGGAAGGAGGAGAUGGAAUUAACCCUCGUGGGACUGCAGUAUUCAGGAAAGACCACAUUUGUCAACGUGAUAGCGUCGGGCCAAUUCAGUGAAGACAUGAUUCCCACAGUGGGCUUCAACAUGAGGAAGAUCACCAAGGGCAACGUCACCAUCAAGCUGUGGGACAUUGGCGGACAGCCUCGUUUCCGGAGCAUGUGGGAACGUUACUGCAGAGGAGUCAGCGCCAUAGUAUACAUGGUGGACGCGGCCGACCCAGAGAAGAUUGAAGCCUCCAAGAACGAACUCCACAAUCUGCUCGACAAACCUCAACUGCAGGGAAUUCCGGUUUUGGUUCUGGGCAACAAGCGCGACUUACCAGGAGCUCUGGACGAGAAGGAACUCAUCGAGAGGAUGAACUUAUCAGCCAUCCAGGACAGAGAGAUCUGCUGCUACUCCAUCUCCUGCAAGGAAAAGGACAACAUUGACAUCACCCUUCAGUGGCUGAUCCAGCAUUCCAGGACCAAGAGGAGUUCCUGA